Parasteatoda tepidariorum (common house spider) is the source of this 2949-nucleotide messenger RNA. RefSeq names its product homeobox protein Mix.2-like. Gene Ontology annotation, molecular function: RNA polymerase II cis-regulatory region sequence-specific DNA binding; DNA-binding transcription factor activity, RNA polymerase II-specific. Lineage: Eukaryota; Metazoa; Arthropoda; Arachnida; Araneae; Theridiidae. The record is from RefSeq and is a predicted model, not a curated record. Gene Ontology annotation, cellular component: nucleus. Gene Ontology annotation, biological process: regulation of transcription by RNA polymerase II.
GCUAGACUUCAUGAGUAAAGGAAAAUGAGAAAAAAAUGCUGUUUGCAAUAAAAGAUAAAAAAAAUAGAGAGAAAAAAAAGAAUUUGAAAAUGGCACGAGUAAAGAAACAUUAGAUUUGUUUCCCUAAUAGAUGCAAGCUGUGCCCUGAUGCUGCAAGUCAAACAAAUACGGGACCUCUAUACUUCGACUAAGUAAACGUUUGUAUUGUAUUGAGCGUUGUUAAGCAGAUGAAAACGAAAUAGAACUCAUUUAAAGGCUUUAGGUAUAUCAUUAAAAGAAAUUAUAUAUAUUGGCCAUGAGUGAAAGCUUUUAUAUAGCAAGACGGAAAAGAGAAAAACCUGGUCUUACUCUAUAAUCAUUGGCCCUCCAACUAAUCAUGUGACCAGGGAGGACAUCAUCAACUCUACGAUGGGACAACAUGUGCCAGACUUCAAAAUGGAAAAAAUCAUCAACAUCUAAAAAUAAAAAACUUUACCGGACUGUUAUGCCAUUUAAGACUUCCCUUUCUCCUUAUAUAAAUAAUAACAGUUGUUACGCCACUGCAUCUCCAGAUUUGGUGGCAAAGGGUUUCGAUGGGGGUGGUUCAGGGGACCAAAAUGACCACCCCCACGAUGAAGAUAGCUCAGGUAAUUCUCAAGUCAUCCUAGACAUUGAGGACACAAGUAAUCACGAUGAAGGCUCUCAACUAGACGAGGAACAACAAAAACUCCUACUGUUGUCUAGAAGUUUAUGCCAAGAACAGAAUAGUCCACCUGUUGCUCCUUCAACUUAUACUUCAGCUUUCACUUCAAUAAAACUUUUCAACCCCUUUCAGGGGAGGCUACAAAACCUGUCCCCCUUUUCACCGCAACUAGAAGAGGAAGAAACCCCCCGUGAGGACAAGAGUCCUUCAUUUGAUAAUGUUGAAUAUUUGAAUUAUAGAGAGGAUAAAUCAAGAAAUGUGUCAAGUGAGGAUCAAAAACUUUUUCCUUCUAGAGAGGAUGCGGAGGAUAUGUUUGUAAAUAAACCAAUUUAUCCUUGGAUGGUUGAUUCAAGACAUAAUACAAAAAAUAGACAGUCUCAAGUAUAUGAAAGCAGUAAAGAUCAAUUUAGUCAAUAUUUAGGAGACCAGCCAGCGAAGCGUGCAAGAACAGCUUACACCAGUGCCCAAUUGGUGGAACUAGAGAAAGAAUUUCACUUUAAUCGCUACCUAUGCAGACCAAGGAGAAUUGAAAUGGCAUCUUUACUUAACCUAACAGAGCGUCAGAUCAAAAUAUGGUUCCAAAACCGUCGCAUGAAGUACAAAAAAGAACAAAAAUCAAAAGGUAUUUUUUGCCAGGCUGUGGACAAGGAAACUCCAUGUUCCGGUGGGAGUUUACCUGGCUCAUCUCCAAUAACACAUUCACCUACAUCUCCGAAUACAGCUUCGAAUUCUAAUUGUAACUUGUCUAAUUCCGGAACUCAAGCAGCUGCUUUGGAUAGUACUAAUCAGUCAUUUACAGCAUAUGGAUUAGAUUGUUCACCAAGCAACACAGGGGUUUUGGAAUCUUGUUCACUUCGAACUCAUUCCGAUCCACUUUUAAGUUCACCCAUUAAGGCAUCAGUUUCCCAAGCUUCAAAUUUUCUAAGCAAUAAACCAUUUAAUACGUCAAGUAAUAAUCGACCAGUGCAACCAUACCAGAAUCUCUUUUCUGAUGCAAAUCUACAGCAUCGCCAUUUGCAACAAGAAUUAUGUUUCGUUCAAAAUGAGAAGAAGAGUGUCAUGUCAUCCCCCUCGGCAUCCUCAACACCAUCUCAAAGUGUCUCUACGCCACCAUCUCCUUCAUCACCAUUUCAACUUAAUUUCCAACCUGUCACUGCAGAUUCACCGAUGAAUGUACCAUUCAUGUCAGACAUGGAUUCUGGCACGAAAAACAACGCUUUUUAUUACAAUUCAGGCAUGGCUUCGAGAUUUGUGGUGCAACCACACUCUGCUUGGGAUCAAAGUGGUGUAGGCAUGCAACUUCAGAAUAAUAUUCAGAGUUCUAUGGGGCUACUUUGUACAGCGGUGGAUUAUUCAGCAACGAACAAUGUUCGAGCUAUCGUUAAUAAUUCCGCGUAUCAAGCUCAGUUGCAUUCUGGAUCCUAUUACUAUCCGCAUCCACAACAAAUGAUAGCAAGCAGUCCAAUGACACAUGAAUGGCUCGUGCAAUCUCAAGAAGCUAGUAGAGGUCAAAAAUAUGCUUUUCCAUCUACGUCCCCUAAACUUGCUCAUUUAUGAAGGAACAUUCAUAGAUAAUGCGAAUCAAAAUAGCUGUUCAAGAUAUUAUAUCCCUUGAAUUUGAGCUCAUAUUUUAAAUGGAAACCAUCUAGUAAUAUUUCAUAAUGUUUAGACAUCUACGUGGUAGACUUCUACUUGCAUUUUAUGCUAAAUUUUAGUGUGUUUUAAAAAGAAUAAAAAAAUUAAACGAUUCUUUUUGAGUAAUGAUAAUCCAUAGUUGCUAUGUAUUACAACUAUGCCAAUUAUUAAAAUAUAUACAUAUAUAUAUAAUUUGUGACACUAUAUCUUUACCAAAGAUGAAUCAUCUCAGGGCCACUGAAAAGGUUCUAUGAAUAAUUAAAUUUUAAAAAAAAUAUUUAAUCAAAAACAAGAUCAAAGUAUCUAUAUAAAUUAUAUUAUAUGCAUUAAUAAACUAUAUAAAUAUAUCUAUAUUUAAAAAAGAACUUAUAUGUAUUAACUUAAUUUUUAAUUGCAUAAUAUUUGUAUAUUUUAUAAUUUAAUUUAGACAUAACUAUAAAAAUUAGCAAUGAUGGAGCUAUUUUGGUGAGCCAAAGAUAUUAUAUUUACAUAAAUUUCAUCGGUAGCAUUUGGUUUUGUGAAAAAUGUGAAAAACUGUGGGCUCAGGUAAUGUUUUGUAUGUGGUUGGUGUACAGUUUAAAAAUGACUGAAAUGUGGUUUGAUAUAAUAAUAAAACUUUUUGUAACAUAAAA